Messenger RNA from Hymenoscyphus albidus, 1164 nucleotides. Lineage: Eukaryota; Fungi; Ascomycota; Leotiomycetes; Helotiales; Helotiaceae. The record is from the annotation of a GenBank genome assembly.
GUCAAAAACACCAACCACUACAUCAGACAACAAACUACUUACGUAAACGUGGCUUGCUCUAAAUCCUACAAGUUGAAAUCCCUUCAGGACACAAUUCUCAUUUGUUGAAGAUGUUUAGGCUGUUACCUGCCGUCAAUGUAACCUUACGUAACAAUCUCGACUCCAGGCUGCCAUCAUUCAAGCAGCAUAAAACAACAACUAAAGAACAUUUUAUUCCCAAAUCACAUGUCAUUUCUCUAUCUAAGCGUCUUGUACCUUCAUUCUUCACUUUGACAAGUUAAAAGCACAGCAAAAAGAAAGUUUCAAAAUGCCCUACGCAUUCCACGAAAGAAUCUUCCGCACACUAUGUCUCUUCCAAGCCAUCGUCGCUUUCCCAACCAUACUCUUUCUCGGCACCUGGGUAUGGGAAGAGAUAAUGGAAUACGGUUACACGGGAAUCUAUAAUUUCAUGUCAGCUCCUUUUCCUUUUGCUCACACUUGCCAUUCCAUUCCAACCCAUCCUAACAAAAUCAAUCUUUAGAAAACACCUCGCCCUGUCCUUCUUCGCAGCCGGAAUCCUAUUCAUAAUCAUCGUUCAACGCUACAACCCUUUCACACCGCUCAUAACCCUCCGCUUCGAGAUUGCGAAAUCGACGCUGGCGGGUGCGACUUGGUUGUGGCUGUUGCUUGACAGUAUAUUUGGGAAAGCACCGCCUUAUUAUUAUUUUAAUAGGCGGGCUAACAUUGUUAAGUGUGCUAUUAGUGUUUUGGUGCUUAUGUAUGUUUUUCCCACUUUCGUUCACCGCUUGGUCUUGAGGAAUACUAGGCAGAUGGAAGAGUGAUGCUAAUCUUAUGACUGAUUAUAGCUUUGUAUUCUUCCCGACGUUGGUUUAUGGCUAUCUACUUAAGAAUCAUGGUGACAAAGUCAGAAAUUUUGGAAGGACUGAAGAGAAUGAUGUGACUUCGUCUGAGAGAGAUCCUUUGCUUGGGAGUUCGGUUUGAACAUUUUGUGGUCAAAGUUCAAGAUUUUGAUUUCGACACGGGGCACGAGGAGGUUAUUUCUUCCUCCUUGUUCUGUUGAUGGCUUGUUGUUCAAUGGGUUGGAAACAUUACUGGUUAGGAGUAUAUCAGAGGUUUACAGUGGAAUCGUGACUACUGUGAAUCUUAUCAACAGGAACGGUGCCG